UUGGCCUAAGCAGCGGUCACAGAGAGAAGUUUGGAAGAGGGGCUGUCAGCGUAUACGGGCGAAGAAAACAUGGCGAAACAGUGUUUGAAUUGUGUUAUUGUUUGCGCAGUCUUCACGCUUGCACUGAGCGGCCUGGCGUCUUCCAAGUUUUCGUCGGACCGAUACUGCUCAAAGUAUCAUAUACUGAACGAAACUUGGAGAGGUGUCCAAGUGAAAACCAUUGAACUGCACGGACAACACCACUGUGACAACACCGAGGGGUUCCAGACCGCACGAUGGUACAGGUUCAUGGGGGAGGCAGGUACAGCCAUGCCGACGGAACCGCCGCCGUUAUCCCACCGCUGUGGCUCGGACGCCCCCGUCUGGAUGAAUGGUAUCAACCCGACGUACGAAGACGGAGUGGUCGACCGCCAGGUCUGUGCACGGUUUCGAGGGAGAACGUGCAGCUGGAAGUGGAACAUUCGCGUUAAGCGAUGUCCCGAGGGAUUUCUCAUCUACAAGUUGAGACCUGUGAAAGCCUGUAGUCUGACGUAUUGUGGCAUAGGUAUUCAAAAUAUGACGGUUGAUGACGUCGCCAGGCCUGCAUCCAAUGAGAUUGAAGAUGGCUCCGGUGCUUUGGACAAACGCGAAGAAGUUCCCGUGGCGAAAGUUCAUCGCGCCUGUAACAACUACAUUACUUUGGAUGAGCCACAGAGAAGUGUACACUAUCAAAUAGACCCAAACACAGGCACAAGCACUCUUCUAUGCGACAAGAGAAGCGAGGUGAAAAAUGGGUCUUGGUAUCGCUUCGUGGGGGAGGGGGGCGUUACAAUGGCCACGGAACGCCCCCUAUCGACUAAUCGCUGCGGUACACACGCUCCUGUUUGGAUGAGAGGACGGCAUCCAAACGUAACUGAUGGUGUUGUCACCCGAACAGUGUGUGCGUUUUGGGAUGGCAACGAUUGCAAGUGGUCAUGGGAAAUCAAAGUCUUGUCAUGUCCCGGAGACUACUUCGUCUACAAGUUAAGAAAAGCAAAAGAGUGCCUUCUUGCCUACUGCACAACAGCCGGAGCACCAAACACGACAGUGCCUCCCCCUGCAUCUUCCAUGCCUGUUGACAUAUUGAGCGAUGAUGAGGAUGACAUGGGGCCAGGGGAGCCGUACAUUGAAGAUGCACCCACAACUGAAAGUCCCGACGAUGCAGAAGAUGUAGGCUCUGGAGCACCUCAAACCCCAGAACGUGAGGCUGGAACCUACCUGGUUCAUUACAAAGGAUGGAACUACUUCAAAGUACCCGUCAUCGGCGAAAUGACAUCGGCAAACGUGCAGGCAGCCUGCGAGGCAGCCGGGUACGUGACACCAUGUUCAGGGGACCGCGACUGCAUGCAUUCUUCGUCGGAGUGCGUCCUCACUGGGUUGGAAGACUGUAACAACCCGAUGAAGGAAGUAUCCCAAGAGCUGUGUGGUACAAAACCAUACGGCUGUCCAAAGCUGCAGGGUGUCUACCAGUAUAUGAACACUUGGAAGGAUGGUGCCGCGUGUGGAGUAGAGUUGAGAGAUUGGUGUGCUAUUGGUUCUGGAUGGGAGAACAGAUACGCCUUCUGUGCAACAGACCGAAAUGUUACAACCACUGCAUCCCAGGCUACAACCGCUACACCCACCAAAGAGCCAAGGAACUGCUGUGGUAAGAUACUGCGACAGGCGAAGGAAGUAGUUGACCAGUCCAGCGGCUUUAGAGUUCCAGACGGCUGGACCAUGUGUUACAUAGACGAGCGAGACACCGACCACCACCUCACGAAGUGUCGGGACCUGCUUCAAGGAAUUCCCGGUUACGAAGAUGCAGAACAACUGCUCGCAGCCGGAGGAAACUUCGGGUGUUGGCACGGGACAACGGGUGACUCUCCCGGACCGGCUUUCGCAACGAAUAACGUCAUUGAGAACAGCUGUAAGGAUGGCGUACAGCAGAAGACACCACUGAAUUCGUGGAACGUCCGAACAACAACACUUGGCGUCUGUAUAAAGGGCAUCACUUGUGAUGGAGCCCCAGAGACGACAUUUCCUCCUCCUACACCUGUUGUAUCGGAUGAUUUGCUGACUGAGGAUGAGGAUGAUGUUGGGUCUGGGGAGCAGGACAACAAAGAACGGGAAGCGUCAUACCUUGUUCAUUACAAAGGAUGGAACUACUACAAAGUACCUGUCAUCGGAAAGAUGACAUCGGCAAACGUGAAGGCAGCCUGCGAGGCAGCGGGGUACGUGACACCGUGUACAGGGGGCAGCGAUUGCCAGUAUUCCUCGUCGGAGUGCGUCCUCACCGGGUUGAAACAUUGUGGCCACCCGAUGACGGAAGUAUCCCAAGAGCUGUGUGGCACCACACCAACCGAAUGUGCACAGAUGCAAGGUGUUUAUCAAUACAUGAACACCUGGAGUAAAGGCGCCGCUUGUGGCGUGGACUCAACUUGGUGUGCCGUUGGUUCAAAAUGGGAGGACCGGUACGCCUUAUGUGCAGACUCCAACGCUUCAACCGCUGCACCCCAGACUACAACCACUACACCCCAGGUUACAACUACAGCUAGAGAUUCAAGUAGGUAA
This is a messenger RNA of Branchiostoma floridae (Florida lancelet), 2568 nucleotides long. RefSeq lists its product as uncharacterized. The coding region runs from base 70 to 2568 and encodes 832 amino acids. NCBI's taxonomy places the organism in Eukaryota, Metazoa, Chordata, Leptocardii, Amphioxiformes, Branchiostomatidae. The record is from RefSeq and is a predicted model, not a curated record. The transcript has 12 exons.